Molecule: messenger RNA, 2601 nt
Organism: Aspergillus campestris IBT 28561
Lineage: Eukaryota; Fungi; Ascomycota; Eurotiomycetes; Eurotiales; Aspergillaceae
Exons: 3
Coding region: 1-2601 (866 amino acids)
Source: RefSeq, a predicted model, not a curated record
AUGGCUCGGAGUGCUCAGCCUCAGAGACGUAUGACCAGGAGUCAGAGUCGAGAUAUUGAAGGAGGGAGUGAAGUUGGCAGUGCAGUUGUUACACCAUCUCGGGCACGACGCAAAGCGGCCGCCUUAGAAGUUGUUGUGGAAGAGUCUCCGGCACGGUCGCAUAAACACUACAGACCCGACUUCAUCCCUGAUUCGCCUGAGGAUGCGACCAAUAUCUCAGGGACGACGUUUAUCAAUCCCCCGGAGGUCGACACCUCGGCUCUUGAUCCGGAGUUGAUGCUUGACGAGCUGCCGGAUCUCGAGUCCAAAGCAAAAGACAUCGUCAAUCUCCUGGUUCCUGCUGGUUCUGUAAACUUCGUCGGCGCCGUCAACGCGGCAAAGACAAUCCACACUUCCAGGAACCCGCAGAGCAGACUCUUCAACAACAGGAAGAAGAAGCUCGUGCAGGAGGUGGCGCAGUUCGGCCAGGAUGGGAACGACUACAUUGAUGUGAGACGUGUUCGCGACCUCCUCUACGCAACUCUAGAGGAGAAGGGGGCAUUGGGUCAGGGCUGGAGCCCUGACCCUGUACUAUACAAAGCGAACUGCGCCCAGCUUGCUAUCGACAUCUUGACUCAGUCCCGAGCGCAGCCGGUGGGGCAGAUAAUCCGCCAUCUGGAGGCGCUGUUUCCCUCCAUGUUCCUGAGCGACCUUGUCGGUCGGGGCGCAAGAAAAGCAGUCGGAGAGAGCACGCUCGAGCGCGACACUCUCUCCUUUGCGAUCGAGAUCCGCACUCAAUCCUUGAUCACGACGCUAGAAGACCAGAGCCUACAUGAGAGGGAGUUCGAUCCCUACGAGUCCCUCGGCGAGACGUUCUACACGGUCCCCGUCGACGAGAGCGUCUUCGACGACAACGAGCCCCUCCGCGGCUUCGGCCUGGAGAAAUUUAGCGACGCUGAUGGCUUCCUCCCUGAGGCGUUCUGCGGCCCGGUCAACGAACGUGUCAAUGAUAUUGGCAUGUAUUUGUCUGGCGAUCGCGACGAAGUCGUGAGUGGCCUAAAGGGACAGUUCCCUUGGCAACGGUUUGCCUUGCGGGCUGCCCAGUGGAUCCGCAAGAGGGUCGACGAGAUCGAUGCCGAUUUGAGCGGCCAGGAUAGUGUGGAUGUCGUCCGCGAAGGCUUCUUCACUCCCACUAGGGAUCGCCGCAGUAUGGGCACAGACAGGCGCAGUGUGGGUACAGACCGGCGCAGUGUGGGUACAGACCGGCGCAGUAUAGGUGUGGACCGCCGCAGUAUGGGUACAGACAGGCGCAGCGUGGACAGGCGCAGUGUGGGUGCAGACAGGCACCACAGAGAGCGACAGGAAAGCGAAAUAGUGCAAGCGAGAGAGGAAGCUAUCAGAGAGCAGGUCAGAGAACAGCUGCUCAGAGAGGAGAGGGAGAGACAGCAUAGGGAGCGACUGGAGAGAGAGAGGCAGGAGAUUGAGAAGGAGGAGAGAGAGAGAGAGAGACAGGAGAGACAGAGGGAGGAGAGGGAAAGAGAAGGGAGGGAAAGACAGGAAAGAGAACGACAGGAGACGGAAAGACAAGAAAGAGAAAGACAACAGAGGGAAACAGAAGAGAGAGAAAGACAAAGACAAAGUGAACAAGGAACUGCCACUGCUUCCUCUAAAUCCCUGGCACCAAAGGCCCAUCCAACAUACUUGAGGACCGGGUUUAUGGAGCGCCUUAUACAAAGACAGAGAGAAAAUCGCGCCCGCCUCUCUGAAACAGGCCCUCGUCGACAGUCAGACGUCAUUCAAUCCGCUCCCCAGACUGCACCUGAGGGGAUUGAGCCACGCCGGCAGACAAUGGCAGCUAUCCCGCAGGCUGCAGCUUCACCUGAGGACCGAGAGAUACCCGCAUCCCCUCUGGCCGAUGAGUCCACGUUUAACGUGGACGAUGACUUCUACGCUCAAGCCGAACAGUCCCUUAGUCCGGUCGUCACCAGGAUCCGAGCCACUCCAAGCUCCCGCCGGGGGACUCCCUCAGCGCAAGCAUCCGCCACGCCCCACCCGGCCAGUCACAUCCCAUCGAGCAUGGAACUCUGGCAGGCCGCCAAAGCGCAUCCCGCUGUAUCUCAGCGCCCGAUAGCCGCACAGCAAGGGCCCCGUAUAGCAACGUUCAUCGACCGCCAGGACAACGCAUACAGGGUAUCACCGAUCCAAGACGCCGAAAGCGUCCAAAGGAGACGUCCGACAGAGGAAGCCUCCAGAAAACGCAGACGAUCAGUAACCGAAUCAUCCACCGACGACUCCGACAGCGACGACUUCACCAGCGAUGAGCGCACCGUAGGCGUCGAACGUCGACGGGCCCAAAAGCCCGUCCAACACCCAGCCAAACGCCAGAGACUGAACAACCACCCUCGAGAGGAACCCGCGCAACAAUUAAACGAGGAGCUCGCGCAAAUUACAGCUCCCGAAGAGCAACAAGAAGAAGAGCAACACCAAGAAUCCCCGGUACCCUCCUCCCAACCCCGACCCGGAGAUCCCCCAACGCAUCGAGAGGCGUUAUCGGUCGCGGACAAAAUCGCGUCUAUCAGCAGAAGUGGACAGAAGGCCAAACCCGACGGCUCGUCCGACUAA